Parasteatoda tepidariorum (common house spider) is the source of this 1899-nucleotide messenger RNA. The record is from RefSeq and is a predicted model, not a curated record. Lineage: Eukaryota; Metazoa; Arthropoda; Arachnida; Araneae; Theridiidae.
UAAAAAUUUUUUAUUAAUUUGAUUGACUAUCCGGCAUUUUCUUUUUUUUCCCUCAUUAUUUUAUUGAGCAGUACUAGUUGAAAAUUCAAUUGAUAUAAUUGUUCUAUGCAUAUGACUAAAAACAUGUGCUAAAAUUUAAAAUUGUAUCUUUUUGUGAUGAUUUUUUUUACAAUUUAACAAUUGUUAUAGAUUAUUAAUUGUAUUAUAUAUGAAAUGAUGAACUAUUAAAUGAAGUCCUUAUAUUUUAUUAAUUAAAAUAAAUUAACUCUGUUUUUUGCUUACUUUUAAGAAGAUUUUGCUUGCUUAAUGAAAUAGAUGUUCUAAACCUUAAAUUUUUUUCUUGCUUUUUGUAAAUAUUGUUCAAAACUUUUGAUGUUAUUUUUUUUUAAAAUUCUAAAGCUUCUUUCUCUCUAUCCUUCCCAAUUUCAUCCUCUUCUCAUUCAGCUAUCACCUCAAUCACCUACUAAAACUAUACUAACAUGUCUACCUCGGUACGUCCUCGUCCAUCGCCUCUGAACUCUCCUCGUUCUUCUCCUUGUCCGUCACCACGUAGUUCUCCUCGGUUUGCUCGUAAACACAUUCGUUCACCCACAGUUAAAAGAAGAAUGAUGCCAGUUAUCGUAGUACACGGGGGAGCAGCAACUGUGCCACCAGAUUUUCAACCUCUGAAAAUAGAAGGCGUGAAACGUGCUGUUAAUAAAGGUUAUGACGUACUGUUGUCACCUGAAGGUACGGCUCUUGACGCGGUUGAAGCUGCUGUUAAAGUAAUGGAGGAUGACCCUGUUUUUAAUGCAGGGUUUGGAUCAUCUUUAACUAUAAAUGGUGAUGUAGAAAUGGAUGCAAUUGUAAUGGAAGGCACUAGAAUGAAAGCUGGUGCUGUUGGUGCAGUCGCAAGAGUUUCUAGUCCAGUCUCUCUUGCUAGAAGAGUGAUGGAACAAAGUGAACAUGUUCUUAUGAUUGGUUCUGGAGCUCAUCAAUUUGCUCAAAUGGUUGGGAUGCCUUUGAUUCAGUCUCAACAACUAGUUACUAAUUGGGCUCAAGAAAGACUACAACAAUACAAAACCUUUACAAAUGCUGUACAAUCAUCUAUGACCUUAAAUGAUCAUGAUACAGUGGGAGCUGUUGCAAUUGAUUCAGCUGGUCAUGUAGCCUGUGCUACUUCAACGGGAGGAAUCACUGCCAAACGCGCUGGUCGUGUGGGUGAUACCCCUGUUGUUGGAGCUGGUGGAUUUGCUGAUGACUUUGUCGGUGCUGUUUCAACUACGGGACAUGGAGAGACCAUUAUGAGAGUUUCUUUGUCUCGUCAUAUUACGGGGCUUAUGCAACAGGGCAUGUCUGCGCAAGAUGCUGUUGUUGCUGGUUUGGAGUACAUGAAAAACAGAGUUCAAGGCUAUGGUGGUGCUAUUUGUGUUAGCAACAAUGGAGAAAUAGGUACUCACUUUACGACUGACAUGAUGCCAUGGGCCUAUAGGAAAGGUAAUAUAUUGCAUUUCGGUAUGAGACCCAAUGAAGAUAUAUCAGAUGUAGUACAAAUAGACUGUUCACCAUAGAAGAAAACUAUAAAAGAACUUUUAGAAUUUUUACAAGAAUUGCAAAUAUUGUAGCAGAGCUAUUUUUGGAAAACUAUAUAUAGGAGAUAUAUGCCCAUUUAUAUCAUAUACAUAAUUAUUUAUUCUGCCUUCCUUCUAAUAUUUAAGUAAAAGAGUGAUUUACUUUGCUGGAUCUAACUUUCAUCUUAACUGUUUACAAGCUUUAGUAAUGACACGUGGCAAUUGAAUUUAUCUUAUUUAGAUGAUUUAGAUAUGCAUGGAAUGAUUCAUUUUGUAAUUUAUGUCAGUCUACUAUUUUUAAAUUGUAAGUCCAUUGAAAUGUUUAAUAAAAGUUUCAAUCAGUUCAAAA